AUGUCAUCAGAUAAACUUUGCUUUAACACCGUUGUAGCUUUGUCUUCAGCUGCCUCAGGAGCGACAUUUGUUCACUGGGGACGGGCGACGUGUCCAAACACGACGUCGCUCAUCUACUCAGGAUAUACAGGUGGAAAUUACUACAGUGCAAAGUCUGGUGCAGCAACUAUCCUAUGUUUGCCCAAACAGCCUCAGUACGUAGCCUACUCUCUUUCAAACCAAAACCAGGCAACCAUCCACGGCGCCGAAUAUAAUGAUGCCAACACAUUUCCUGAUUUCAAGAAAGUUCAACACCAGAACGUCCCCUGUGCCGUGUGUCAAAUGAAGUCUGAGGCUCAAGUCCUGAUGAUUCCGGCGAGGAACGAGUGCUACCCCGGGUGGAAGAUGACGUACUGGGGCUACCUGAUGGGGGGUGCUUACGACAGGGCCUCCAGUGAGUACAUCUGCGUGGACAAGGACCCUGGUACCACCGAGGGCGGCCACCGACAGACGUAUGGGCAACUGCUGUACAUUGUGGAGAGUAGAUGUGACUCUCUCCCUUGCCCUCCGUACAAGCACUACGGGGAGUUGACCUGUGUCGUAUGUGCAAAAUAAAUACGCAGACCAUGCUCUCAUGUCUCCA
Messenger RNA from Haliotis rufescens (red abalone), 622 nucleotides. Its product is annotated as short-chain collagen C4-like. The transcript has 3 exons. NCBI's taxonomy places the organism in Eukaryota, Metazoa, Mollusca, Gastropoda, Lepetellida, Haliotidae. The record is from RefSeq and is a predicted model, not a curated record. The coding region runs from base 1 to 594 and encodes 197 amino acids.